Molecule: messenger RNA, 2242 nt
Organism: Phalaenopsis equestris
Lineage: Eukaryota; Viridiplantae; Streptophyta; Magnoliopsida; Asparagales; Orchidaceae
Product: beta-fructofuranosidase 1-like
Exons: 7
Coding region: 321-2216 (631 amino acids)
Biological process (GO): carbohydrate metabolic process
Molecular function (GO): beta-fructofuranosidase activity
Source: RefSeq, a predicted model, not a curated record
CUACCAAUGUAGAGAAUUAAAAACCAACUUAUCCAACACACGCCUUCCUCGUUCCAGCUCCAAAAUUCCUGGGAAUUAUUUCCACCCCUUCCAAUCAAAAUCCAACAGGUUAACACGUUCUUUUUCUUCUUCUUCUUCUUUGUCUAUCUUAAAAUCAACCAAUGUUUUUCUUAAUCUUUUCAUGUCAAUCCAUAUAUCCACUUUCACCCUGAAACAAUUAUUCAAACAAACAUUUUAUAUAUAUACCCACCCCUCCAAUCCCUCUUCCCUCCUCAUUAAUCUCGCAUCUCAUAUCCAAAAUCAGAGUCAUCAUUAUAACUAUGAACACCCAUGAUCCCGAGUCCUCCCACUCCCCCCUCCUUCCUCCACCACCGCCGACUCAUCUCCGUCGCUACCUCCCGAUUCUCCUCUACCUCGCCGCCAUCCUCACCUUCACCAUCCUUCUCAGCCAAACCACCCGACCCUCCUCCCCUCCAGCCCCGCUCCCAAUCUCUCGAGGUCCAACCGCCGGCGUCUCAGAGAAAUCGACUUCCCACCUCCUUACCUCCUCCUCCGCCGCGGCGGCCUACCCAUGGACCAACACCAUGCUUGCCUUCCAACGCACCGCCUUCCAUUUCCAGCCCGAAAAGAACUGGAUGAAUGACCCUAACGGUCCGCUAUUCUACAAAGGUUGGUACCAUCUCUUCUACCAAUACAACCCAGACUCAGCCGUAUGGGGAAAUAUUACCUGGGGACACGCUGUCUCCCACGACCUCAUAAACUGGCUCCACCUACCCCUCGCAAUGAAACCCGACCGUUGGUACGAUAUCAACGGCGUCUGGUCCGGUUCCGCUACCUUCCUCCCCGACGGCCGGCUCAUCAUACUCUACACCGGUUCAACCCACAACUCCACCCAAGUCCAAAACCUCGCCCACCCAGCUGACCCCGACGACCCUCUUUUAAUCCAUUGGGUCAAAUCCGAUUCCCUCAACCCGGUUCUCGUCCCACCGGCCGGCGUUUACUAUAAAGACUUCCGCGACCCGACCACCGCUUGGUUCAACUCCGAAUCGGGCUUAUGGUACUUCGCCAUCGGGUCGAAGAACGAUAACGCUGGUCAUGCCGGCGCGGCGCUCGUUUAUUCAACGCGGGACUUCGUGGAGUACGAGCUGGUGCCCGGUUUGCUGCGAACCGUGGAGGGAACGGGCAUGUGGGAGUGUGUGGAUUUUUAUCCGGUUCAUAUUGACGAGGCAGUCGGGCUCGACACGUCGGUCGGGUCUGGGCCGGCGGUUCGACACGUGCUAAAGGCUAGCCUCGACGAUGAGAAACAUGAUUAUUAUGCGAUCGGACGAUACUUUGGGGUGAACAACUCGUGGGUACCGGAUGACCCAGAGUUUGAUGUGGGCGUCGGGUUGCGGCUUGAUUAUGGGAAAUAUUAUGCGUCCAAGACGUUCUACGAUCAAAAUAAGGGCCGGCGGGUGUUGUGGGGUUGGACCGGUGAGACCGAUAGUGAGCAGGCCGAUUUGCUCAAGGGCUGGGCUUCUAUUCAGACAAUCCCAAGGACGGUGCUGUUCGAUACGAAGACAGGCAAAAACCUUCUGUUAUGGCCAGUGGAAGAGGUGAAUAGCCUCAGAUCCAGCAGCGAUAACUUCACCAACUUACAGCUCGCCGCCGGCUCAGUGAAACCUCUGGAGAUCACCGGCGCCGCCACCCAGUUGGACAUAACGGCCGAAUUUGAGAUUGACAGCUCGUCGUUGGAAGCAGUGAUUGAAGCCGACGUGAGCUACAACUGCAGCACGAGCGGGGGAGCCGCCGGCCGGAGCGCUCUCGGUCCGUUCGGGCUGCUGGUUUUGGCCGACUUUGAGCGAACUGAACAAACCGCCGUUUAUUUCUACGUGCGGAGAGGGACCGACGGCCUUCUCCAGACUCACUUCUGCCAUGACGAGCUCAGGUCUUCGAAGGCCAACGACAUCGUGAAGAGAAUAUACGGUAGCACGGUUCCUGUACUCCAUGGUGAAACUUUGUCUGUCAGAAUACUGGUUGAUCACUCCAUUGUUGAGAGUUUUGCACAAGGAGGGAGAACCUGCAUCACGUCUAGGGUUUAUCCAACAGCGGCGAUCGACGGUGCAGCAAAGCUUUUCCUCUUCAAUAAUGCUACAGGUGCAACUAUCACAGCCAAAUCACUCACCGUAUGGAAGAUGAGACCAGCUGUGAUGCGCUUAUUUCAGUCAGACAUAUAGUCAUAUUAUACGUACAUAUUUUUUCC